Diorhabda sublineata is the source of this 4794-nucleotide messenger RNA. It is a transcript of the gene heph, whose product is annotated as polypyrimidine tract-binding protein 2. Gene Ontology annotation, cellular component: nucleus. The record is from RefSeq and is a predicted model, not a curated record. NCBI's taxonomy places the organism in Eukaryota, Metazoa, Arthropoda, Insecta, Coleoptera, Chrysomelidae. Gene Ontology annotation, molecular function: mRNA binding. The transcript has 12 exons. Bases 1113 to 2960 code for a protein of 615 amino acids. Gene Ontology annotation, biological process: regulation of RNA splicing; mRNA processing.
AGUCCGGGCCUAACUCGCUUAGUGUGCGGCGGUCUAAUACCUCUUAUACUUCCUAUACGAACUCAGCUCACCAACUUUUAUCCCGAAUCCCGUCAAGUCUUAAUCGCCUUUGCCUAUUUCACUCAUUCUUCCUCGGUGUAUUUUUCGCUUUUAUUCUCUAUCAAUAAAUUCUUGAAAUUUCUUAAAAAAUAUUCGUCGAGUAUCAACUAGUGCAAUACGUUCCUUUUUUUUAAGUACAUUAUUUUUAGUUUAUCGUCGUUUAAAGGCAAAGACGGUAUCAAGUCUUUUGUCCAAGAAUUUACCGACAAUCAUCAAUAUUAUAUAAGGUAAUCAGUGUUUGUAGACUAGUACUAUCGUCAACACAAGUUGACUUGUUUUUAGACCGUCCCGUAUAUAUUUAAAAGAUAGUUUUAAUUAAAAAAAAAAUCGUAAGGGUUCACUCGAAGAGUCAAUAUUAUUAGUGUUAAUUUUCAAAAUUAAGACAAUCAGUAUAUAAACUUUUUUGGAAUUUGAAAUAAAGCACAUUUACCUACGAGUUUCAAUUAGUAUAAAAAAACAUAUCUUGACUUACUUUAAAUUAAAAUAUAAUUAAAUAACAAAGGUUGUGUGCAAUAAAUUCAGUAUUAGCUUAAAGUUUUAUAGUAUCUAAAGAUUUAGUAUAAAAAUUAGUGUAAAAGGACAUAUCUGUAAGUAAGUAAAAAGAAUAUAUAUUAUAUAGUCUAUUUUAAUUAAAUAAAAAUUUUAUAACGCUCAUUUCAAUCAAAAAAAAAAAAAAUUAUAAUCAUAGUAGACAAUCGUGCAAUAGGAAAUACCAAAUAAUUUUAACCAAAAGACAAUCUUUUUAAUCGACAAUCUGAUCAGUUAAGAAAUCGAUUCGCUCACAACUGAUUCUAUAUUAAAUUAGAAUAAAUACAUAAUAAAGAAAAAUCAAAAUCGAUUAUCUAUAAUCGCGUCUUGCGAUAUUAGCAACCACGACGUACUUUUUCAACUCUCCCGGACAAUAUCCCUACGUAGUUCCCUUGUGUCCUGUAAUACCUUGUCCCGAGAUACCUCCAGCAUACGCACCUCAGCCUGCCGUACCUUGUCCUUGCGGCCAAUGUGCCCCCCAGCACAUGUACAAUAAUCAUCAAUUGACCGCACCGAGCACGUUAAUUGUCAACCGAUUUACGGAAAUCAACUAUUUUGACAACCCGCCACUGGCUACUUCCCCCGAAAAAUUUGCCUACGAAAUGGUACGUAGUUCUUCCCUUCCUAUUGACGAAACUAUUUUGAGAGGUAGCGACGAAUUACUAUCACAAUCUAACGUAUCAGUCAUGGCUCCAUCUGCACCACAUUCCGAUAACAACAACCAAGAAAAUGCCAAAAAAGUGAAAUUAGAACAAAACGUAGGCAAACCGUCUAGAGUGAUCCACAUCCGGAACAUCCCGAGCGAUGUAUCCGAAGCAGAAAUAAUUCACCUCGGUCUCCCAUUCGGCAGGGUAACCAACGUGUUAGUAUUAAAGGGAAAGAACCAGGCGUUUUUGGAAAUGGGCGACGAACAAUCGGCUACAACUAUGGUUAAUUAUUUCGCCGGUUGUAUAGCUCAGUUGCGUGGUCGAGCAGUGUAUGUUCAAUACUCCAAUCAUAAGGAAUUGAAGACGGAUCAGACACAUUCGAAUGCGAAUGCUUCUGCGCAAGCUGCAUUACAAGCAGCACAGGCAAUUACAAGCAACUCUGGAACUCCUGCAACAAACUCUACACCGGUAACUAACGGACAGGACAUACAGGGUGGACCCAAUACCGUUUUAAGAGUUAUCAUCGAGCAUAUGAUAUACCCCAUCAGCUUAGAUAUUUUACAUUUGAUAUUCCAAAGGUUUGGAAAAGUUUUGAAAAUCGUAACGUUUACAAAGAACAAUUCGUUCCAAGCUCUCAUCCAAUAUCCGGAUACUCAAUCUGCCCAAUCCGCCAAACAAGCUUUAGACGGUCAAAACAUCUACAACAGUUGUUGUACUUUACGUAUCGAUUAUUCGAAAAUGUCGUCCUUGAACGUAAAAUACAACAACGACAAGUCUAGAGACUACACCAAUCCGAAUCUACCGACCGGCGACGGCGGCGAUCAAUUGGCUCUAACCGGAGGUUUAGCCGGCGGUUUGGGCGCCGAUAUUUUGUUAUUGGCUACACAGCCUCGGUUGGCUAGAGAAAGAUUAGCAGAUUCGAUUCUUUCUGGUACACCCGGAGUAUUGAACAGUCCAUUCAUGCACGGUUUGGCUUCUCCUUUGGCAGCGCCGUAUCCCGGAGCUGUUGCUGGCGGAUUACCCGGUCUCGGUAAUUUCGCCUUGGGGCAAACAGCUCCCGGAUUAAGAGGCUUAACAAAUCCGGGUCUUGCUAUGGCUACCGUUUUGCUCGUCAGUAAUCUCAACGAGGAGAUGGUCACGCCUGACGCUCUCUUUACACUAUUUGGGGUAUACGGUGAUGUACAAAGAGUAAAAAUCUUGUACAACAAAAAAGAUUCGGCAUUGGUCCAACUUGCUGAACCCCACCAGGCACAUUUGGCCAUAACUCAUAUGGACAAAUUGAAGGUAUUCGGAAAAAAUAUUAGAGUGAUGUUGAGCAAACACCAGAGCGUACAAAUGCCCAAAGAAGGUCAACCCGAUGCCGGUUUAACCAAAGACUAUAGUCAGAGUCCGUUACACAGGUUCAAGAAACCGGGUUCCAAGAAUUAUCAAAAUAUCUACCCCCCAUCGUCGACGUUACAUUUGAGCAACAUUCCAGCUACCGUUAACGAAGAAGAUAUCAAGGAAGCUUUCACCAAAAACGGAUUCACCAUCAAGGCGUUCAAAUUUUUCCCGAAAGACAAGAAAAUGGCUCUAAUUCAACUGCCCAGUAUGGAAGAAGCCGUCGUGGCGCUAAUUAAGAUGCACAACUACCAGCUAUCCGAUUCGAAUCAUCUGAGAGUCUCAUUUUCAAAAUCUAGUAUAUAAGAGGCGUUUGUUAGAUCCCAAAACAAAACAGUAUUCAUUCCAUUUAACAAAAAAAAAUAAAGAAGAAGAAUCGUUUAACCACGGUUAUUUAAAUGACAUGGUAGCUAAAAAAAAUAAUUUGUAACACACAGCACUUAUUUAUUGAUAUAUUAUUAUUAUAUAGACUGUUAUUAUUUUUUUUUGGCAGGUUUCGGCUUUGUUAUCGGGGGCCAUUUUGUGUAAUAGGAUAAUUUGGCCCGUUCCCCAUCCCCCUAUAUAUUUUAUAUUAAAUAAGUUUAGAUUUUAAGUUAGUUCUUAUUCCCUCCUCGAUGAUUAUUAUGUUGCGUUUAGUGUUCAGUAUUGAAAGGCUUUAAUACUGUUAGCAAAAAAAUUAGAAUUAUGGUUGGACAAAGCGCGGCGAUGUUAUUUUUUGUAAGUUUAUAGAAAUGUUUAUCCAUGUUGUAUAGAAGAAUACGAAAACCGAGGAUCCCCCACACAUACACAUACAACAACUUGAUCCCAUUUUGGUUUUCUAUAAAUGUUAGGUUAGGUACAAGUCGACUGCUAUUAGUAUCAAAACUUGUUGAUUAUAGUAACUCAUCGAUGUACGACUAUUCCAAGUCGUCUGAAAAUGGCAAUUAACGUGUUCUUGAAUAAAAAUCGAAUAGUUCUGAAUUGUCACGUAAUUACAUUUCAUUUAAAUAUUACAGACUUGACAAUUAAAAAAACAAUAAUAGUUUUUAUAAUUAUAGACAAAUGACCAAAUAUUAUAUUGGAAAUGUACGACUAAAUGUUUUAACAUAUUCUACAUCCUAAACUUGAACAAAAAAUUCAAAAUUCCGCUAAAAUAAUCCCGAAUUGUCACGUGGCUUCAUGUACGUUCAAAAAUUGGUGCUUUGAUACGAAAAUUCAAAAUUCUAGCUAAAAUAUCCAAAUGGUGACGUCAAAAAAUAGUAAUUUGACAAUUUUUAUAUGAACAUUUUUAAAAUUCCCGCCGAAACAAUUGAAAAAGUCGUAUGUCUAGAAUUUAUGUCAUAAAUUACUGACUUAUGACUUUACUAGUAUUAUGUGUAUGAAUACAGCUACGAAAAUUCAGUCUAAAACGCUAUAAACUGUCAUUUGUUCAUGAUUUACGUCAAAAACUGAAAGCAGUUGGCAAUACGAACUAUGAUUUUAUGAUUACUUAUCUUACAAGCAGGUUACUUGACAGUUGAAACUUCGAACUGUCAUUUGAUUAUUAUUCACGUCAUAACAUGAUUAUUUGACAAUUGAUACUGUGAACUGUCAUAUGAUUAUUAUUCACGUCAAAACAUGAUGAUUUGACAGUUGACAUUGCGAACUGUCAUUUGAUUAUUAUUCACGUCAUAAAGUGACUUAUUGAUAGGGAUAAAAAUGUUGUUUUUCUAACUGGAUUUAUUUGAAUAGGCGUUUAACAGUAAAAAAAAAACAUUAUGAUGUGAGGGAUCCUCAUUUUGGUAGGGAUCGGUUCAAAAAUGAAGAACUAUUCCCGAAUAGUAUUAUAUAUAUAAAUAUAUAUAUGGCUAGUAUUGUUAGUAAUGUCGCGGAAUUAUUAGAAUUAGUUAUUAGAAAACAGUGAUUAGUCUAAUAUAAAUAGGAAUACCACAGGGUUUAGUUCUACCCUAGAGAUAUGGACGUCUUUCUCUAAAAUAUACUCUUGUCGCAAAAAGAAAACGUUUCAUAGAUAAAUAAAAACAAAAAAAUAACAUCGGCAAUAAUGUGUGUGUAUAUCUCAUUGUUCUCAUAGUGAAUCUCUUUUUUAAUUUGUAAGUGUUGCCGCUUGGUAGGAAUUUUUAUUCGCGCACAUUUUUGCCGGCGACGCGCGCGUCUCAGUAAA